AUGGAUUCUCCAGAAAUGGAGGUGGAAGUGGAGUUGGAGGCCAACCAAGGAGGUUCUGAAGGAGUCACUGCCACUAAUCCUGACUUGUCAACGUCUGAGGCUCCUUUUUCUUUUAGAUCAUUUUUUGGUUUUGAUGAUUUAAAAAUGGGACCUGGUGAAAUUGGACCAGAUGCUGAUGCACUAGCUGCGCAGAUCCUCUCUUUACUUCCAUUAAAGUUUUUCCCAAUCAUCGUCAUUGGAAUUAUUGCCUUAAUCAUAGCAGUGGCCAUUGGUCUGGGCAUACACUUCAAUUGCUCUGGGAAAUACAGGUGCAGAUCAUCUUUUCAGUGUAUUGACCUGACAGCAAGGUGUGAUGGUGUAUUCAACUGUAAAGAUGGAGAAGAUGAAUACAGAUGUGUCCGUGUCAGUGGCCGCAAUGCUGUACUGCAGGUGUUUGUGGAUGCUGCGUGGAGAACGAUGUGUUCAGAUGACUGGAAAGGUCAAUAUGGACUGAUAGCCUGUGAACAAUUGGGUUUUUCAAGCUAUAUAAGUUCACGUACCAUGAGGUUAGAGUCAGUCGAGGAGGAAUUGCAAGAGGAAUUUGUUUCCAUGAAUCACCUCAUACCCGAAAAUAAGGUGACCUCUUUACACCAUGCAGUAUAUGUGAGGGAGAAUUGUGCAUCUGGACGUGUAGUCAUCUUAAAGUGUACGACCUGUGGUCUGAGGAUAGGCUAUUCCCCACGCAUAGUCGGUGGAAACAUGUCAUCCCUUAUGCAAUGGCCCUGGCAGGUUAGCCUCCAGUUCCAGGGAUAUCAUCUCUGUGGUGGCUCUCUCAUCACUCCUGUGUGGAUUGUUACUGCUGCCCAUUGUGUUUAUGACCUGUACAUGCCCAGUUCAUGGACCAUACAAGUGGGUUUGGUGACCUUACUAGAUACUCCAGCUCCUUCUUAUUCAGUGGACAAAAUCAUAUACCACAGCAAAUAUAAGCCAAAAAGAUUGGGGAAUGACAUUGCUCUAAUGAAAUUAGCUGUACCUCUCACUUUCAAUGAUAUGAUUCAACCAAUUUGUCUGCCUAAUUCUGAAGAGGAUUUCCCUGAUGGGAAAAUGUGCUGGACAUCAGGGUGGGGGGCCACAGAAGAGGGAGGAGAUGCCUCGACAGUCUUGAACCAUGCGGCAGUUCCUUUAAUUUCAAACAAGAUUUGUAAUCAUAAGGAUGUGUAUGGUGGAAUCAUCGCUCCUUCAAUGGUCUGUGCAGGUUAUUUACAGGGUGGUGUAGACAGUUGUCAGGGUGACAGUGGAGGACCUUUGGUCUGUGAAGAGAGGAAGAUUUGGAAGUUGGUAGGGGCUACCAGCUUUGGAAUUGGCUGUGCUGAUGUAAAUAAACCAGGGGUCUACACCCGUAUCACUUCUUUCUUGGACUGGAUACACGAACAGAUGGAGAGGGAACUAAAAACUUGAAGACUGCAUGGAUGGGCCCCGGGAUUAUUUUUCACACUUUGAAUUUCUACUCUACAGCACGUCUGUCCUCUCCUCCUGAAGACUGAUAUGUAGAACUUAACUUCUGGCUAAGAUCAGAGGUCUCCAUUAUUCUCCUUGAGUAUUCACAACAGUGCCUGGCAGAGAGUAAGAACUUACAAAUGUUUUACCUAGCUAUCACAAAUAACAGGAACCACGCACAACACACUGAUUUUUCUCAAGGAAUUUUAUAAUCAUGUGAUUGAAAAUUAAAUAAAUGUGCUAUUUUAGAUUAAAUAUCAUGGUACUAGACACCAGGCCACCAACAAAACUUCCUUCUUUCAAAAUCUAUUUAUAUGUCAAAAUUAUGUUCAUUAAUAAAUCAUUUUCAUGUAUUAAAAA
Molecule: messenger RNA, 1836 nt
Organism: Monodelphis domestica (gray short-tailed opossum)
Lineage: Eukaryota; Metazoa; Chordata; Mammalia; Didelphimorphia; Didelphidae
Source: RefSeq, a predicted model, not a curated record